Messenger RNA from Papaver somniferum (opium poppy), 5752 nucleotides. RefSeq lists its product as uncharacterized. The coding region runs from base 430 to 5301 and encodes 1623 amino acids. Gene Ontology annotation, cellular component: nucleus. Lineage: Eukaryota; Viridiplantae; Streptophyta; Magnoliopsida; Ranunculales; Papaveraceae. The transcript has 4 exons. Gene Ontology annotation, molecular function: chromatin binding. The record is from RefSeq and is a predicted model, not a curated record.
GCUACCAAGUUCACUUUUGCCGUCUUGGCGUGGUCUCGACAUUUCUCUUCUGUUUCUCUCUCUUCUCCUCUCUUCAGAUCGCGAAAUACUCGUUCGAAAAUUUCUUGAUCGAAAAUUCUGCUUCUAAAAACAAGAUCAUCUGCAAACCAUAGAUCUGUUGGAAUUAUCAAUUUUGAUUUAUCACAGAAGAGUACGAAAUCAAAGGAAAAUUGUAUACCUAAUUUUGUGAUUUGCUGCAAGGAUUUAGGGUUUCUGUUUGGAAAAUGAAAGUAAGAAGGGAUCUAGGGUUCGUUUUGACUUAGAAUUACUAGAUUUUAGGGUUAUUUUGUUUAGAUUACAGUUGGGGGAUUUGAUGGUUCACGUUUGGGCUGAAGGAUUUGGGAUUGAAAUUGAUAAUAAUAGAGGUGAAAAUGAUACAAGAGAAUUAUUAUGCAUGGGCGAGAAGGUGGUGAAGUUAUUAGGAACCCCAUACGGCAUAUGUGGUCGGUCCUCAAUCUGGGUAGUAAGAUUGUAGCUGCUGAUUCUUCCAUCCCUAGUUCUUCCUCUGAAUUUUUUUGCAAGGAUGGUCGCAAGGUUACUGUAGGUGAUUGUGCACUUUUCAAACCCCACCAAGAAAGCUCUCCACCGUUUAUAGGAAUAAUUCGUAGUUUAACAUCAGAAGAAGAAGAUCAUUCAAAGUUCCGUGUGAAUUGGCUUUAUCGACCUGUUGAUGUAAACCUUGGGAAAGGCGUCUUGCUGGAAGCCGCUCCCAACGAAGUUUUUUACUCGUUUCAUGAGGAUGAAAUACCUGCUGCAUCAUUACUCCAUCCUUGUAAAGUUGCAUUCCUUCGUAAAGGUGUUGAACUUCCUUCAGGGAUAUCCUCAUUUGUAUGCAGGCGAGUAUAUGAUACUACAAACAAACGUUUAUGGUGGCUAACCGAUCAAGAUUACAUUAAUGAACGACAGGAAGAAGUAGAUAAGUUACUGGAUAAAACACGUAUAGAAAUGCAUGCAGCUGUACAAUCAGGAGGACGUUCUCCAAAACCUUUGAAUGUUUCUACCUCAGCACAGCAGUUGAAACCUGGUUCUGAUAGUAUACAGAAUAGUCCUAGCACAUUACCUUCUCAGAUUAAGGGGAAGAAAAGGGAGCGUAGUGAUCAGAGUUCUGAGCCGGUUAAACGAGAACGUUGUAUAAAGUCAGAAGACGGAGAUUCUAGCCAGUUUAUUUGGAAAUCUGAGAUUUCUAAGAUAGCAGAGAAAGGAGGUCUUGUAGACUUUAAAGGGGUUGAAAAGCUGGUGCGACUCCUGCAACAUGACAGUGCUGAGAAGAAGCUAGAGUUGGGUGGCAGAAUAAUGGCUGCGGAGGUCAUAGGAGCCACUGAAAGGAAUGACUGCCUUGGGCAGUUUGUGCAACUCAACGGACUGGCUAUUUUGGAUGAGUGGCUCCGUGAAAUGAAAGAACGUGAUGGUAGUAGUCCCAAAGAAAGUGAUAAGCAGGCUGAAGAUUUUCUUUUGGCUCUGCUUCGCGCACUUGACAAGCUACCUGUUGAUCUUCAUGCUCUCCAGAAUUGUAAUGUGGGCAGGUCUGUGAAUCAUUUACGUACUCAUAAAAAUUUGGAAAUACAGAAGAAAUCUAAGAGCUUAGUUGACACAUGGAAGAAGCGUGUUGAAGCAGAAAUGAAGAUCAUCGAAAUGAAAUCUGGAGCGGCUAGGGCAGCUUCUUCUCCUAGUAAGCAAUGCAUCUCUGAUAUUUCUCAUGCAGGAAGCAGACGUACGGGGGUAUCCUCUGAGUGUAUUGCAAAGAGCUCCGUGUCACAACCUUCUGCAACAAAAGCAGCAUCACUUAGGCUUGGCCAAGGUGAUGGUGCUAACAAGACAUCCCCCGGGUCUGUGAAAUCAUCAGUGCCACUGCUUUCAGCAGCGGCAAGUUCAAAAGAUUUAAAUGGAAAGUUAGUGCAUAAAACUGCUACUCCUGAUCCGUCAGUAACCGUCAAAGAGGAGAAGAGUAGUGGAUCCAGUCAAUCGUUGAACAACAGCCAGUCAUCAUGGAAGGAGGAUGCUAGGAGCUCCACUGCUGGUUCUAUGAGCAUUAAUAAGACAUCUGGCAGUGCAUCUCGCCAUCGGAAAUCAGCCAAUGGUUUUCCUGGAUCAGUUGUAUCUGGGGUUCAAAAGGAAACUUCUAUCAACAGAUGUAUCUCCGGAAAUAGGAAUGCUACGUCAGAGAAAACUUCCCAGUCGGGGUCGACUUGUGAAAAGACUCCUGAUGUGCCUGCUGUUGAUCACGGAAACCACAGACUUAUUGUCAGGCUUCCAAAUCCUGGCCGCAGUCCUGCACGGAGUGUAAGUAUCUCCUCAUUAGAUGACCCUUCUGCAUUGGUGAGCCGAGUUUCUUCUCCCGGAGUCCCGGAAAGUAGUGACCAAUCCGAUCGAAAAGUAAAAGUAAAAUGUGAUGCUACUCGAGUUAGUGUUGCUACUGAUGUGACUACAGAAUCAUGGCAGAGCAGUGAUGUGAAGGGUGGAUUGGUGGGUUCUGAUGCAGGUAAUGGAUCAGCCGAUGGCAUUACUGGUGAAGAGGCAGGAAAGUUGUCAGAACCUUCCAAAAUUAUUUGCUCAUCCUCGGGAAUUGAGCAGGGAGUUGCCUUUGGUGAACCUAAGCAAGGAAAGUUGAAGGAAGCUUCACUCAGCUCUAUAAAUGCUUUAGUUGAGAGCUGUGUCAAAGCUAGUGCGUCUAUCUGUGGUGGGGACGAUAUCGGCAUGAAUUUGCUUGCGAGUGUUGCUGCUGGAGAGAUGUCCAAGUCAGAGCAGGUUUCACCAAUUUGUUCUCCUAAGAAAUGCAUAGGUGCUGAGCCGGAGUGUGUGUCAAAUGAUCCAAACUCAAGGUUAUCUUCUGAAGACGGGACAGGUAGAUUGCUAACGAAACCUGAAGCCAGUUUAGAGAAGCAGGUCGCAUCUGUUGAUUCAUUAAAAGCCAAGGACGAAGUCCGAGAUGGUAAAAUUCUAACUAUGCCGGUUUCUGAAGAAAAACCAAAAGAGGAGCAGCUCCAAGUUCCUGGUAUCAAUUUGCAACACAUGACCAACCCAUGCUUAAAGUCCGAUGGAAUAGCUGGUGAAGCAUUACCCUCUUCUGUGGCUAAGCAUGAAGGGAUUGAGCAACCUUGUGAGAAGAGAACAGGUGUUAGUGGCUGCAAAGAUGAAAGAACAGGCUUAUCAGGUCUGAGCGCAAAAGUUGUGAAAGAAGCUGUUGUAGACUCUCCAUUUUGUCCAUCUUUAGAUAUGACCGUCCAUGAAGGGUCAAACUGUGACAUACGGACAAAGAAGAAAAUGGUGUCUGGUGUUGAUAUCCAAGAAUUAGGUGAGAGGAACAUGAUGGAAACUCUGCCUUCUGAAAAUGUUUUGCAUUUAGAGAAUGGCGCUGAAAGAGAUGAAGUUUUGGAGGCGAAACCUCUUAUAGGGCAUACUGAAUAUCAAAGAACGGAGCAGACAAGUACAGAUAAUUCAGCUCAUGAUAAUCAUAUUGCAGGUACUGCUGGCUCAAGUGUUUUGGGUCACAGUGGUGUGGAUGGGAAUAAUGUUGAUAGAAAAGUAGGUGCUGGUGGCCAUUCCAAAAUAUCUGCUCCUGAUGAAGAACUACCUUCAGUGUCGGUUCAAGGGACUGAGGUAUGUGCAAAGCCUACUGAAGCAGAAGAGUUGGAAGAAUGUGCAUCCACAACAGGAGGUUCCUCCUUGUAUGCUGCAGCAGGAUCAGACACAGCCACAAAAUUGGAUUUUGAUUUGAAUGAAGGAAUCCCUUUGGAUGAAGGGAACCAGGGAGAUGGUACCCCUGUACCUGGAGAUUCACCUGCUCCGAACUUGCCCAGCACCUUGCAGUUUUCUCUUCCUUCCAUAUCGUGCAGCCUCCCUGCUUCGAUCACAGUAGCAGCUGCUGCCAAAGGUGGUUUUUUGCCACCAAUUGAAAACUUGUCAAGAAGUAAAGGGGAAAUUGGUUGGAAAGGAUCUGCUGCCACAAGUGCAUUUAGGCGUGCUGAACCUAGAAAGGUUCUGGAGAUGUCUCUUUGUGCAGCAGAUGUACCCCAGUCUGAUAGUGCUGUCAAACAAGGUCUCCGUCUAUUGAAUUUUGACCUGAAUGUGGCAGAUGAGAGAGUUCUUGAGGACACUGGUUCACAGAGCUACACACAUGGAACACAGAAGGAAUCUGGGUAUAUUAACCAUCGCGAUUUAGGUCGCAGUGAGAUGAUUGGUCCAGCUGCACCUGGUCGUAGUGCUUUUGCAGGUCUGGAUCUUGAUUUGAAUAGGGUUGACGAAGAUACUGAUAUCUCGUCAUUUUCCAUGAGUAGUAGUAGAAGAUUAGAAGUAUCUCUUUUGCCCGUUAGAUCAUCAUCAUCGUCUGGGGUCUACUCCAAUGGCGAGGUCAAUGUCUUGAGGGACUUCGAUUUGAAUAAUGGUCCCGGGGUUGAUGAAUUAAGUGCAGAACCAACUGUAGUUAGACAGCAUGCGAAGGGCAAUCUACCAUUCCUAGCACCUGUUGGUCAAAGAAUGAACAAUAUGGAGAUGGGGGGUCUCUCAUCAUGGUUCCCGAUGGGAAAUUCGUAUCCAGCUGUUGCUGUUCCAUCGAUCUUGCCUGAAAGAGGAGAGCAGCAUUAUCCAGUUGUUUCUGCAGCGGGUACACAGAGGAUUGUAGGACCUUCUGCAGGUGGGACCAACUUUGGACUUGAUGUGUACAGAGGUCCUCCUGUUCUAGCUUCUUCUCCUGCAGUAGCGUAUUCCCCUGCCGCUGCAUAUCAAUAUCCGGGGUUUCCAUUUGGAACCAGUUUUGCUCUUCCUUCAACCUCAUUUGCAGGUGGAUCCGCUACAUAUUUAGACACUUCGGCUGGCGCAGGGCUCGGGUUUACUGCAGUUCCAUCACAGUUACUAGGACCUCCUACAGCUGGUCAUUACCAUAGGCCGUAUGUGAUAAGUGUUCCUGAGGGUACUUCUAAUGCAGGCGGUGGGCCUGAGAGUAGCCGUAGUAGUAGAAAAUGGGGAAGGCAAGGUGGUCUAGAUUUGAAUGCUGGUCCUGGAGGUUCAGACAUGGAAGUAGGGAGAGAAGAUAGGUAUCCUUCAGCUGCUUCAAGGCAACAACCAGUUGCUAUUAGUUCUCAGGCUUUCUUAACAGAGGAGCAAGGAAGAAUGUACUAUAACCAUCAGGCAGCAGCUGCUGCAGCAGCAUUGAAAAGGAAAGAACCCGAAGGUGGUUGGGAAAUGGAGAGAUUUAACUACAAGCAGCAACAGCAGCAGCAGCAACAACAACAACAGCCACCCUCUUCGUGGCAACAGCAACAGUAGAUGAAAAUGGUUUGUAGGAAGAACCAAUCCUGUGAUGUGAAGAAGGUAGGAUGGGCCUUGUUAUACAAGUCUAGGACUUCUUUUUGUUACAAGCCAUUCAUGAGAAUGUUGAUAGAAAUGUUGAUUAAAGGAAAAAGAAAAUCCAAAAGAAAAAAAAAAUGUUUGUUGCUCAUCAUUAUAUUAGCUAUUCUCAGUCAUCGCUGGUUGAGUGAGGCACUUUCAGAUAUGGCCCCCCCUCCAAAGCAUGUGUGUGGUCCUUGUAGUCCUACCAUUUUCUCACCGCUUCUACUUCUUUUUUCUUUUAAGUUAAAAACAUUUUACCUCCAUCACUUGGAUGUUUGAUUCAGUGUUUGUGGAGGAUUUUUUCUUUAGAUAAAUUUAUUCGAUGCCCUUGUAAUUCCUGUAAAUUGUUACCCCUUGAAAUGAUUUUCAUGCCUUUUCCUAUUGUGCA